CCAGCGUUAUGUUCCAUGCAGAUAAGGAGUGCAUUCGCUAAUUUUAAAGCCAGAGGGGGAAGGAAGCAUGACAGCAAAGUUUCCGCCACAGAGAACACUGCAGGGGCUAAACGCCUGUCUUGGGAAAAAGCUCAUUCUUCGUAUGAGACAGUGCUAAACUUACUACAGGCUGAUGGUGGGAAAAUGGCACAUAAUGAAACAAAUCUCUUUUUGGAAAUAUUGAAAUCAACUAAUGUUGGUGGCAUGAUUCUGGCCUUCUGUUUAUCUGUGCUUGUGGGCCUGCUGCUGGGCACCUUCGUUUACGUUCUGCUGACUUGGGCGUCGAGGCGCCGGGCUACAGCCAGGAUCACCAGGCGCUCCAAAAAGAAAUCUGGCUCUUCGCAGACCCGAGACCCCAUGAGCAGCCAGCUGGGCCUUUAUCGGAGCACUUUCCUGAGCGUUUACAGACAACCGUCGUUAGAGCCCGUGGGUCCUUUAGGGAGUAAACCCUCCUCAGAGACGUCCACAUUUCGCCCACUGCCCAAGAAAAGCAGACCUAGUCUGGAUCUGGCGAGUGACACACAGGUAGCCAUGUCGGAGGACACCGUGGCUUCAGACUCCUCUGAUUCAGCGUCCCUCGUCCCAAACAAGAGACACUCCUUCUGGUUGGGCAGCAAUGGGCUUAAAGGAUUCUUCCCCUCACACACACCACCUCCAGCGUAUGACACGGUCAUCCAUGCCUUUGAGGAGACUCGCACCUAAAACUGUCAACAGCACAAAUCAAAGUGUAAAUUUCAAAGUAAAAGUCCCUAUAAAACAUCACAGGCCUUCUGCAAAUGUGAACAAAGCUGUUGUCAAACUCCAAAGAACAUAAGGCCUUUGUACAAAAUGUACAUAAUGAUCUGAAUGCAUGCAAAUGAUUUAAAACACGUGUAUUAUUUAAUAGAAAAGACGGAGUAGAAAUGUUACACAACAUUUCAAACAGAUUUACUCAUUUUAAAAUGUGCAUUAAAUCCAUGAUUAAAGCUUAAAAACACAUGUGAAGACAUGUAACUCUGGAGCCACAGAAAACACUUGAAGGUAAUUAAAAUAGGUUUCAAAUGUGACUAACGCAUGAUGAGAAUGUGGAAGAAAUGUGGAAGUAUAUAAUUUCAUUUAUUUACAUGGAAGUACAAGUUUCACAUAUAUGCAUAUAUGUGAAACUUGCUUUCUGUAAACAGAAAUGAAACAAAAAAUACACGUUUUCACAAGUGGAAAAACGUUAACCCAUACAAGUCUCACGUGUAAUUUCAUAAAUUAGGACUUUUAAUACAUUUCAUGUGUAAUCAUAUGGAUGUCACACUGGACUUUCUCUGGCUUUUAUUUGUCGCCCCAUAGAUUUUAUUAGGGAUUUAUUUUUUCACACAUUAUUACCAGGAAGAAAUGUCCAAAUCAGAAUUUUCCCGUGUGCAGAAUACAUUUCACAUAUGUUUCAUGUCACGUGCACCUCCCAUCUGAGUUUCUGUAAAGUUUGUGUGUUUUCCCACAACCUUUGACUGCAUUUUCUUAGCAAACACAUCAUAUUCAUUUAAAAUGAGCUGCAAUUUAAAGAAAAACUGACACAAUUUCCAAUUUUUGAAAUUUGAGAUGCUUUUAGAAAAACGUGAUUUUUGUCUGAAGGGAUUGCCUAUAGAUGGUGUUUUUAAGUGAUUCGUGUAAAGAUAGCAAAUAAAGUAUAUUUCUGAAUUUA
Molecule: messenger RNA, 1708 nt
Organism: Nothobranchius furzeri (turquoise killifish)
Lineage: Eukaryota; Metazoa; Chordata; Actinopteri; Cyprinodontiformes; Nothobranchiidae
Gene: myct1b
Product: myc target 1b
Cellular component (GO): nucleoplasm
Source: RefSeq, a predicted model, not a curated record